CCACAGUCGCAUUCUGUUUCAAUCAUUCCGCUGCUGUAGUUGGGCGAAAAAAAAGUGCUGUGCAUAAAAAUUGAGUGGACUGUUUAAUGUGCAGAACUAUAUCAUGAAAUUAAAAUGAGACAGAGUCUCCAUCAAAUAAUUCGACCAGUCUUGGCCCUCGUAAUCCUCAUGGCACUGCUCUCUGGCACCGUGGGAGUCCGAAAGUCCAGAGUAUCGAGAAGACUCGAGGCGUGCUGCUACUACGUGGUCCACGGUCAAUACCCCGACUACAUCACCUACUACACCCCAGAGGAGUUGGAUCAGUACAAAUUGUGGAACGAGAGCGACGAGGACAUUCUAAAUGUGUGCAAUCUCGAUGAGAAUGGGGAUAUUCAAAUAUCUCGUCCUUUUGGAACUGAGAAUCAUGAGGAGAAUGCGGCAAAUGACGCCACGACGCCAGGAGCGGAGCAACCAUCUCACGAAAUUGAUGAAAAGUCGCAAGUUUAUGUGAAAAAUAGCACCCCGAAUCACGUCACACUGAAGCCAAAUAUUGUGCCGGAAGAAUCCCAUAAAAUGGGAAGUGUGGAAAGUUGCAAAUUGGUCAAACAAGUCACCUUCUCGGUAAACUUCUACGUAAGCGUAAAUCCUCACACAGGAAGUAUCGAAAUUAUGCACGUAAAGAGUGACAUGAAAAGGUAAACUUCAAUCUCAACACUAAUGGAAGAGGAAGAGGAGGAGGAGCAGGAGCAGGAGUCAGGAUGAAAAACUCUAAAGCGUCCAAUACAUCAAAGAGCCGCCGGCGGGUGUCGCAGAAGAGCGAGUAACGAACACGGCGGGGCAUUAAAAAUUCAAAUAUUACAUAAGAAAAUCAGAAAAUUGACAUAAUUUGUGGCACAACUUAAAUAUGUAUAGAAAAGGGAAUAUAAUGGAGUGGAAAUUGUAAUUGAAUGCUAUAUAGGUUUGAGCAAUAAAUCAUUUUUCUGAUGACAGAGAGA
This is a messenger RNA of Phlebotomus argentipes, 974 nucleotides long. RefSeq lists its product as uncharacterized. Bases 115 to 678 code for a protein of 187 amino acids. The transcript is spliced from 3 exons. The record is from RefSeq and is a predicted model, not a curated record. NCBI's taxonomy places the organism in Eukaryota, Metazoa, Arthropoda, Insecta, Diptera, Psychodidae.